Molecule: messenger RNA, 807 nt
Organism: Sciurus carolinensis (gray squirrel)
Lineage: Eukaryota; Metazoa; Chordata; Mammalia; Rodentia; Sciuridae
Gene: Plscr5
Product: phospholipid scramblase family member 5
Exons: 7
Coding region: 1-807 (268 amino acids)
Biological process (GO): plasma membrane phospholipid scrambling
Cellular component (GO): plasma membrane
Molecular function (GO): phospholipid scramblase activity
Source: RefSeq, a predicted model, not a curated record
AUGGCCUCAAAAGAUGCACUGAACCAAAAAAGCAGAGGUCUACCUGGUCUUCUUCCGGGAGCUGCAGACCCAGAGCAAAGCCCUAGUCCAGGGAACCGCGCAUGGCGGCCGGGUCUCACUCCGCCUCGCAGCUUCUUGCCAACAGUCAAUCUCCCUCCUGGCCUAGAGUAUUUAAGCCAGUUAGACCUGAUAAUUAUACACCAGCAGGUGGAGCUUCUUGGAAUGAUACUUGGUACUGAGACCUCCAACAAAUAUGAGAUUAAAAAUGGCUUGGGACAGAGAAUUUACUUUGCAGUGGAAGAAAGUAUUUGCUUCAAUCGUACUUUCUGUUCCACUCUGCGAUCCUGCACCCUGAGAAUCACAGAUAACUCAGGUCGAGAGGUGAUCACAGUCAAUCGGCCCUUGAGGUGUAACAGCUGCUGGUGCCCUUGCUACCUGCAAGAGUUAGAAAUCCAAGUCCCUCCUGGUACCGUAGUUGGUUAUGUUGCUCAGAAGUGGGACCCCUUUCAACCCAAAUUCACAAUACAAAAUGCAAACAAAGAAGAUAUUUUGAAAAUUGUUGGUCCUUGUGCGACAUGUGGCUGUUUUGGAGAUGUGGAUUUUGAGGUGAAAACUAUGAAUGAAAAGCUUACCAUUGGGAAGAUUUCAAAGUACUGGUCCGGAUUCGUGAAUGACGUCUUCACCAAUGCGGACAACUUUGGCAUCCACGUUCCGGCAGAUCUAGAUGUGACCGUCAAAGCAGCCAUGAUUGGUACUUGUUUCCUGUUUGAUUUUAUGUUCUUUGAACAUUCUCUAGCUGGAUUAUAA